AUGGAGAAUGCCAAGCACUUUGUUUUAGUUCAUGGACUAGGUCAUGGAGCAUGGUCCUGGUACAAGAUUGUCGCCCUCCUCAAAUCAGCUGGUCACCGUGUCACUGCUUUAGACCUUGGUGCUAGUGGAGUCAACCCAUCAAAGUUUGACGAGAUUUGCUCAUUUUCUAACUAUGUGCUGCCAUUGAUGGAUUUCAUGGCCACUUUACCUGAAGAUGAGAAGGUAAUUUUAGUGGGUCACAGUUUUGGUGGCUAUGGCAUUUCUCUGGCCAUGGAGAUCUUUCCGAAGAAGAUCUUGGUAGCAGUUUAUGUCACAGCCUUCAUGCCAAAUCACGUCUCCCCACCAGCAAUUCUUCUACAAGAGUUCUUCAACAGAACCUCAGUCGAGUCUCAGUUGGAUUUCCAGUUAUCAUUUGACAAUGGACCAGAAAACCUACCUAUUUCAGGAUUUGGAAUUAGCAAAAAUGCUGGUAAGACCCGGUCGGUUUUUUUGAUGGACUUGGCAAAUGAAUCUCUACUGACAGAAGAGAAAUUCGGGUCAGUCAAGAGGGUUUUUAUUGUUUGUGAAGCUGAUGAGUUGCUGAAGAAAGAUUUCCAGGAAUGGUUCAUCGAGAGGAGCCCAACUAAAGAUGUAAAGUUCAUAGCAGGAGCUGAUCAUAUGGCCAUGAUCUCAAAACCCAAAGAACUUUGCCUCUGUUUCCAGAAGAUAGCUGAUAAAUAUUAUCGAACCUGUCACCAAGAAGGCCUUGUGCUUACGUAG
Molecule: messenger RNA, 759 nt
Organism: Dovyalis caffra
Lineage: Eukaryota; Viridiplantae; Streptophyta; Magnoliopsida; Malpighiales; Salicaceae
Source: the annotation of a GenBank genome assembly